Molecule: messenger RNA, 1768 nt
Organism: Trichogramma pretiosum
Lineage: Eukaryota; Metazoa; Arthropoda; Insecta; Hymenoptera; Trichogrammatidae
Gene: Ipp
Product: inositol polyphosphate 1-phosphatase
Exons: 5
Coding region: 544-1650 (368 amino acids)
Molecular function (GO): inositol-1,4-bisphosphate 1-phosphatase activity
Source: RefSeq, a predicted model, not a curated record
UCUAACGUUGGUGUUGCUUGGGAAUGUUGGGAUAGUCUGACAGCUCUGACUUCAGAGAGUCCAGGCCUUUGGCUAUUUCGUGACAGUCGUCUGCUACGAGCAAGACACCGCACCGUUCGUGAUACGGCUCAUUUGAUUUCGCCGAUAUCAGUCGGGCUCACUUUUUCCAAAUUCGAAAGCCAAAUCGCAACGCGAGAAUGUAUAAAAUUGAUUGGAUAAAAAUAGACGUUUUGAAUGGACGAUGUGCGCCAGCGGCAUAAUUUGCUUGGACUCGACCAAAAGAAUGUCACGUUCACUCGGGAGCCAGCGAUCCGUUCAAAACACAUAUUUAAAUGCAAGACCGCAGCAGCAAUGCAACCAAUACGUCUUUCAAUAGCAUGCAUAAUUUCGACUAUUUUCUCGAGCGAGGAUACGUUUGUGUGCGUCUAGAUUAGUAUCUUGUUUGGCUUCGCUGUUCACGUUGAACACCAGGCAGUGGCAGUCUCUUGUCUGAAUCGGUGUUAAUUACAAUUUUACGCAGUUUUCGCCUCUUUUUUCGCAAACAUGAAAGACGGUAGCAGAUUACUACGGGUACUUUUAAAAGUAUCCGAAAAAGCAGCUAAUAUUGCUCGAGUUUGUCGGCAAGAUAAAGCAUUGUUUGCUCUGCUCGUUCAAGAAAAAUCGGCUGCCGAAAAAAAUCCCAGAUUCUUUCAAGAUUUCAAAACACUAGCGGACGUGUUAAUACAAGAAACCAUAAGACAUGACAUUGGAAUAGAGUUUCCUGAACUAUCUGGAGCCGUAAAAGGUGAAGAAAACAAUGUUUUUAGCAAUACUUUAGGAGAAACAAUUACUGUGGAAGUGUGUUCUAGUCAAGAUGAAACAGCAGCACUUUUGAAAAAAGUCUUGGGUAAUGAUCAGCUGGCUGCUGAAUUGCUCUCUCAAGAAGUGCAUAGAGACAUUUCACUGACAGAUGUAUCUGUGGAUUCUAAAAAUUUACCAACAGAUUUGGAAGUUCAAAUUUCAGACUUGGGAAUAUGGAUAGAUCCCAUAGAUUCAACAGCUGACUAUAUUCAUGGAGGAGAAGUCAUAGAUGAAAAGACUGGACUUCAUGUGAGUGGACUACGAUGUGUUACAGUACUUAUUGGUGCAUAUUCUCAAUGUUCAGGCUUACCAAUCAUUGGGGUCGUUAAUCAACCAUUUUAUAAUCAUACAGAUGAUAAAUGGAAAGGCAUAUGCUAUUGGGGAUUUUCUAAUGACGAUGUAUCUAUAUGUUCUAUCCGUAAAAAUGAGGACUUCAUUGGAAAUAGUGAAAUAGUUCUAAUAAGCAGAUUUGAGAAUCCCAGUAUAAAAUCUAAAUUAGAGGAAGCUAAUUUUAGAACAGUUGAUGCAGCCGGUGCAGGAUAUAAAAUUAUAAGUGUCGCUCUGGGUAACGCUGCUGCUUAUGUACUUUCAAGAGGUUCAACCUACAGAUGGGAUGUUUGUGGCCCUCAUUCCAUACUUAAAUCACAAGGAGGAGGAAUCCUAGAUUUCAACAAAUAUACCAGUGGAGAAGAUCACAUAAAUUCUACAAUUAAAUAUUCUGUUAUUGAAUCUGAAGCUUCAAACGAAGGUGGUUUAAUUGCAUUUGGAAAUUUUGAAACUUUAGAAAAUUUAAAAAAAGCCUUGUGUUAAAAUUUUAUUUCAAAUGAGUUACAAUUUCUAAUUUAUUUUGUUUAAAUUUAAUUGUAUUUCUAAUAAAUGUUACAAGAAAUGUUAAUCACACUCGCUGUAUUUAAUUGAAAUUAUAUGU